Messenger RNA from Marmota flaviventris (yellow-bellied marmot), 1604 nucleotides. It is a transcript of the gene Tc2n, whose product is annotated as tandem C2 domains, nuclear. The record is from RefSeq and is a predicted model, not a curated record. NCBI's taxonomy places the organism in Eukaryota, Metazoa, Chordata, Mammalia, Rodentia, Sciuridae. Gene Ontology annotation, cellular component: nucleus.
CAGGUUCAUAUUAAAAUUGGAAGUUUCUAUCUUUUGAGGGACAUUGGAAAUUGAAUGUAAUGGCAGCAGAAUUUAUAAAGAGUUGCUGUAGAGGAUGUUUCCAUGGUGAAACAGAAAAGCACAAGUUUUCUGUGGAAAGAGACAGUAAAGCAGCAGUCUCAAAUAGUCAGACUACCACUAUCUGUAUACCUCCGUUGACUUCUGUUUCUGUAAAGCCUCAGGUUGGCUGUACUGAGGAUUAUUUGCUUUCCAAAAUACCCUCUCAUGGCAAAGAAGUACCAUUUGUGGUGCCUAAGUUCAAGUUGUCUUAUAUUCAGCCCAGGGCACAAGGAACUCCUUCUCAUCUGGAAGAACUUGAAGGAUCUGCCAGAGCAUCUUUUGGAGAUCGAAAGGUGGAACUUUCCAGUUCGGCUCAGCAUGGGCCCAGCUAUGAUGUGUACAACCCUUUCUAUAUGUAUCAGCACUUUUCACCUGAUUUGAGUCGGCGUUUUCCUCCUCAUUCAGAAGCAACAAGACUGUAUGGAUCAGUUUGUGACCUAAGGACCAGCAAACUUCCUGGUUCCCCUGGCCUAAGCAAAUCUAUGUUUGAUCUUACAAGUUCAUCUCAGAGAUUCAUCCAGAGACAUGAUUCGUUGUCUAGUGUACCCAGUAGUACAUCUUCAAGAAAAAAUUCUCAGGGGAGUAACAGAAGCCUGGAUACGAUUACUCUCUCAGGAGAUGAAAGAGAUUUUGGCAGAUUGAAUGUGAAAUUGUUUUAUAAUUCUUCAGUGGAGCAGAUCUGGAUCACAGUUUUACAGUGCAGAGAUUUAAGUUGGCCUUCUAGUUAUGGUGAUACUCCCACUAUUUCUGUAAAGGGAAUACUAACGUUGCCCAAACCAGUGCAUUUCAAGUCAUCAGCAAAGGAAGCUUCUAAUGUUAUUGAAUUUUUGGAAACUUUUGUAUUUGCUAUUAAACUACAAAAUCUACAAACUGUAAGACUUGUAUUCAAGAUUCAAACCCAAACUCCCAGGAAGAAAACCAUUGGAGAAUGUUCUGUGUCGCUUAGAACUCUCAGCACACAGGAAAUGGAUUACUCUUUGGAUAUAAUACCACCUUCAAAAUUUUCUGUUUGCCAUGCAGAACUUGAAUUGGGGACUUGUUUUCAAGCAGUAAAUAGCAGGAUUCAGCUUCAAAUUCUUGAGGCACAGUAUCUUCCAAGCUCAUCAACACCUCUGACUUUAAGUUUUUUUGUGAAGGUGGGAAUGUUUAGCUCAGGAGAGUUGAUUUAUAAGAAGAAAACACGCUUACUGAAGGCCUCCAAUGGAAGAGUAAAGUGGGGAGAGACUAUGAUUUUUCCACUUAUACAGAAUGAAAAGGAAAUUGUUUUUCUCAUUAAGCUUUAUAGUCGAAGCUCUGUAAGAAGAAAACACUUUGUGGGCCAGAUUUGGAUAAGUGAAGACAGUAAUAGCACUGAAGCAGUGAACCAAUGGAAAGAAACAAUUGCAAAUCCAGAAAAGGUUGUUACCAAGUGGCACAAGUUAAAUCCAUCCUGAAGACUUCACAUAUUAAUUUGGUGAAGAAACAACUUGACAUUCUUUUAGAAGACUUAGAAUUUUAAUUUGCUA